CUCAUUUUUCUCUCUUUUUUUAUUCUUUGUUUUCCACCCUUUUCCUUCCCACCAAACAAGAAAUUCCUAACGUCCAUCUUUUCUAUUCUUUGGCCUCUAAAACAUUUGAACCCAAAAUAGAGAUAUAUACUAAAUGAUAUGGUAUAUUGAGUGCUUGUAUUUUAAAUAAGGGGGUGAGGAGAGUCUUCUGAGUGCCAGAGAAAGAUGAGGAGCCAUGAGCAGAGGGUCUGUUUCUUCUUCUUCUUCUUGUCUUUUGUUCCUUUUGUGCUGUCUCUGUCUUCGACUCAGAAUGAAAUCAUGGGGAAGCUAUCUCGGAGCGUCUCAGUGUGGGGAGAUGAAAAGGAGCCAAACCCAUGUGCAUGGAAGGGAGUUUCAUGCAGCUCCGACAACUCCUCAAUAGCCAAUCUUUCCCUCUCUGGAUGGUCUCUCUCUGACUCUAGUUUUCUACCACUUGUCUGUGAGAUUGUGUCUUUGGAAGUUCUUGACCUCUCCGACAACUCUUUCAGCUCUGUUCCAGAAGGGUUCAUCACUGCUUGUGGGAAGAUUGAUGGGUUGAAGCAGCUGAAUUUUAGUACGAACAGGUUGGUCGGUUCUUUGCCUGCUUUUAAUGGCUUUGUUGGGUUACAGUCGUUGGAUUUUUCCAGCAACAUGUUGAGUGGAACAAUUGUUUCACAGUUAGGGUCGUUGAAUGAUCUAAAAAGAUUGUACCUUACGUCCAAUGAUUUGAGUGGUGAUGUUCCCAUCAACCUUGGAAAUCCCAAGGUGUUAGAGCAUCUUAUUCUUUCCAAGAAUUCCUUCACUGGUAGUAUUCCUGAUGGGCUCCUAGAAUAUCGGAAGUUGGUUCGGAUUGAUUUGAGUGAAAAUCAACUUUCUGGGCCUUUACCUGGGAAAAUUGGAGACCUUUCCAAGCUGGAAGAGUUGAUUCUGUCUUCCAAUAAUUUGAGUGGAGAAAUCCCUAUGAACCUUUCAAAUAUCCAAAAUCUUUUGAGAUUCGCCGCGCAUCAGAACAAGUUUACAGGCAAUAUUCCAGUUGGGAUUUCAAGAUCUCUCAAGAAUUUGGAUCUUAGUUAUAAUAAAUUAGGUGGGCCAAUUCCUGCUGACCUUUUGAUGCAGUCGAAUUUGCAGACAGUGGAUCUUUCUUACAAUCUGCUAGAGGGAUCAAUAUCUGCAAAAGUAUCUCCAAACAUGGUUAGGUUGAGAUUGGGAAGCAAUUCACUUGAUGGUACUAUCCCAUCUGAACUUGGAACGCUACUGAAAUUGUCUUACUUGGAACUGGAAAACAAUAGCUUGUCGGGAUCCAUCCCUUCCGAGUUGGGUUCUUGCCGGAGUUUGGCGCUGUUGAAUCUGGGAAUGAAUAACUUGACUGGCAGUCUGCCCGUGGAGUUGGCUAGUCUUAGCAGUCUUCAAGUUCUGAAGCUUCAGUCCAACAAGCUGGUUGGUGAGAUCCCAUAUCAGAUGAACCAAAUGCAAAGUUUGUCCACUCUGGAUAUUAGUGGGAAUUUGCUUAGUGGUUCAAUCCCAAAUUCAAUUUCAAGGUUGCGAAGUCUCACCAAGUUGAACUUACAAGGCAACCUUUUCAAUGGUUCAAUACCUGCAACAAUUGACAGCUUGAAGAAUCUGUUAGAACUUCAGCUUGGAAGCAAUCGACUGAAUGGCCAUAUUCCAGGGAUGCCAGUUAGCUUGCAGAUUGCUUUGAAUCUCAGCCACAACCUCUUCGAAGGAACUAUCCCUGAAACUCUCUCUCGUUCGUGGGGUUUAGAAGUAUUGGAUCUCUCAAACAACAAAUUCUCAGGUGAGAUUCCAACUUCUCUGACACAAAUUGGAGCACUGACACAACUGCUACUUGCAAAUAAUAAGCUGUCUGGAGUGAUUCCGGAGUUUGGAAAAUAUGUUACCAUCAUUGAUACAACGGGAAAUCCAAGACUAGUUAACACAACAUUACAACGUAAAUCUCCCCAGAGAUCGCCAGGGCCAGGCAAGAGGAAGUCAGUUGCAGUGGCGGUGGUUGUUGCAGUUUCAGUUGCAGCUGCAUUUCUUGGUAUUGGAGUAGCAGUUGUGAUUGUUGUAUCUAUCCCAAGACGAUUUUACAGGGUGGUGAAGGAUGAACAAUUAGGAGCAACAUAAGACCUCCCACACCCCCUAGGGUGGUCCAAGGAAAUCUUUUCACUGCAAAUGGUAUCCGCAGCCAUCAAAUUUUUUUUGUAGUGAAUUAAAUUAUCACUAAAUUGGUGUUAAAAAAUAUGGUUUCCCAAAUCAGCAAAA
Molecule: messenger RNA, 2262 nt
Organism: Vitis riparia (riverbank grape)
Lineage: Eukaryota; Viridiplantae; Streptophyta; Magnoliopsida; Vitales; Vitaceae
Product: LRR receptor-like serine/threonine-protein kinase RCH1
Exons: 1
Coding region: 205-2124 (639 amino acids)
Molecular function (GO): protein binding
Source: RefSeq, a predicted model, not a curated record